Molecule: messenger RNA, 837 nt
Organism: Histoplasma capsulatum G186AR
Lineage: Eukaryota; Fungi; Ascomycota; Eurotiomycetes; Onygenales; Ajellomycetaceae
Exons: 5
Coding region: 1-837 (278 amino acids)
Source: RefSeq, a predicted model, not a curated record
AUGAGGAAUCUUGUAACAAUCGGAGCCUGCUAUCUUGAUACAAUCCUAACCGUAGACCACUAUCCAGGAGAAGACGAAAAACUCCGCGCAUCACACAUCUCCCGACGACGGGGCGGAAACACUCUGAACACACUCGAAGUUCUCCAGCAGCUACUCGAAUGUAGUUCCUCAAAGGACAUGAAUACUCCAAAUACUGCCAGCGCUGCUCAGAUAUUAUCGGACAGACAGCAGCAGAAUACCACCUCCCCGCUAUGUGCCAUUGCAGUACUACCUGCGAGAUCGUCGCCGGCCACCAGGGAGCUCGAAGCAUCCUUCGGUCCAGGUUCUCGCGUCGAUCUCCAACACUGCAUCUACCGUGAACAAUGCAGCGACGCGGCGUCGAGUUAUAUCAUUAAGAGUGCUUCUACAGGCAGCAGGACUAUUGGCCGCAUACCAGCCGUCACGCUGAAAUGCAUACAGUACCUCCGCCAGAGCUUCCCCGGUGACAAAGUCAGCGUCGAGGUCGAAAAACCGGGUCGGGAGGGUCUCCAGGACCUCGCUGCAGUAGCAGACGUGGUUUUCUACUCGAAAAGUUGGGCGCAGGCAAACGGCCACGGAUCACUCGAGGGUUUUCUACGAGCACAAUCGCCUCUAACGCCCCGAGCUACGAUCGGGGCAGGCGACACCUUCAUAGCGGGAAUGCUGCACCACUUCAUCCGUCGUCCUGAAUCUGACGGCGACGAUGAUUUCAGUCUUCUACGGGCCAUGGAUUUCGCGAAUCAUCUUGCGGGCCGCAAAGUUGUACAGGAAGGGUUUGAGGGGCUUGGUGCCGCUGCCAUUUGCUCUGAGACGAGCUAA